UGUGACAGAUGUUAGUUUAUUUUUAGCUUUAUUCUGAAGCUGAUUCAAUUCUUAUUUGAAUAUCCGUGUAGUGGCCUUGUAAAAUGAGUGACCCAAAAAACCGAUCGGAAUGCGCGGAGCAAAAGUUAAGUGCAGAAGAACAGCAAAUGCAGGAAAAAGUUGACCCAUUGAAUUCAUCGAAUGAUACACUAGAUUCGCCGAAAAAUGAGAAAAAUUCAUCUGUAACUGCUGUUUUGAGAAAACCAUUGAAUCAACAAUCACGAUCACAAAUUUUCAAGCUGACCAUCGAUUGUUUCGAGGAAAUUUUCGAGUAUUUAUCUAUGAAAGAUUUGCACAGCUUCGGCCAAACAUGCAAGACAAUACAACAAAUUGUCGGUGGAUAUUUUCGACAAAGUCAUUGGGCAGCUGAAACGUUCAUUGAAAAUGACGGCAUUUCGGUUUUUUAUGCUGAUAACGAAGGUGCUAUAAAUGAUCGGAUGCUCACCACAGUAUUCAAUGCAUUUAUCACCAAUAUCUCGUACAGUGGCGUAUUAAAAGAACCACUUUUUUACAUCGAAUCGCAUUGCGAGGAAUUCAAAUCGGUGAAUUACAUUUACCUCGAGUCCCUUAUGUUGCAGAACACAGAAUUAAAGCAUUUCAAACACCUUCUGCCCAACAUUGAAACCAUACAAAUCAGAAAUUGUACCAUUGAUGGUGAUUUCCACGAUAUUCUUCUGAAUUUUUGUCCAAAAAUGAAGCGUCUUUAUCUGCAAGACUCGCAUCUCGGAAAUAAAUGGCUACAACAGAGCUACCCAAUGCUCGAGUACUUGGAAUUGAAUCCAAUUCCAGCUCUAGCGACUCCAAAUGAACUUGAUCACUUUUUUGAUCAAAAUCCAACGGUAAAGAUCUGUUCGACUAGUGCAUAUUCACUGUGGCUAAAUCGACAUACAAUUUUAGAAUCCAAAAUAAAGCUAGACGUUCUGGAAGUAAAAAUUUAUGGAUAUUACACGGUUGUCACCAAUGUUGGCGGUAAUAAAAACGAAGCUAAUGGUGGUAAUAAUGAUGAUGACGACGACGACUACAACGAUGACGAAGAUAAUGAGAUCCCCGACAGUGAGGAUGAAUCAGACCAAGAUACAUUGACAAUACAGUCGUUAUGCACACUGUUAAACCAACUACAUGGACGAUUUUUUAAAAGAUUGCAUUUUUAUAUGCCAAAGGUUACUCAGAAAAACAGUGACUAUGUGAUAAAAUUGCAGGGACUCGAGAAAUUGUGUAUACAACAGUUCAGUGAGAGCUAUAGCUUGGCCCAUUUGAUAGGUUUGAAAGAAUUGGCCAUUUUGGAUGGUGCCAAUCCAAAUGACAUGGAAAUUCUGGCAAAUAACUAUGUUAAUCUUCAAUAUCUUUACAUGAGAAAUGUAACAUACGAUGCACUUUUACCUUUCAUUCGUCGAUCAACGAAGUUGAAAUGUGUCAAAUUGUUUCCGAAAGAUAAAUCGAGCUUCAACGGAGAUUUUCUCAACAUUGUGCAGUUGAAUGAAGAACGAGUGAAGCUGGAAAAAGCACGAAAAGUCAUCAUUUACGUUCCAGACAAUGUCUUUUUGACAUCGAAAUGGACGCUCAGUAAUGGCGAUACAAAUUUGCAACUAAUUGAAAUGAAGCGAUCUGAUUCGCAGGAAUGGAAUCAUCAUUAUUGAAUUUGAAGACUUGGCUUUAGCAUCAAUUCGUAGAAUAGCAUUUGUUCUUCUUUUUUGUAGAAGGUUUUAGAUUGUGAAUCAUUUUUAUUAAAACUGUAUUUCAAUCA
Sitodiplosis mosellana (orange wheat blossom midge) is the source of this 1783-nucleotide messenger RNA. RefSeq lists its product as uncharacterized. The transcript is spliced from 2 exons. The coding region runs from base 84 to 1676 and encodes 530 amino acids. NCBI's taxonomy places the organism in Eukaryota, Metazoa, Arthropoda, Insecta, Diptera, Cecidomyiidae. The record is from RefSeq and is a predicted model, not a curated record. Gene Ontology annotation, molecular function: protein binding.